Messenger RNA from Wasmannia auropunctata (little fire ant), 728 nucleotides. RefSeq names its product histidine triad nucleotide-binding protein 1 (gene HINT1). Gene Ontology annotation, molecular function: hydrolase activity. Gene Ontology annotation, biological process: purine ribonucleotide catabolic process. Bases 148 to 633 code for a protein of 161 amino acids. Gene Ontology annotation, cellular component: nucleus; cytoplasm. The record is from RefSeq and is a predicted model, not a curated record. The transcript is spliced from 2 exons. NCBI's taxonomy places the organism in Eukaryota, Metazoa, Arthropoda, Insecta, Hymenoptera, Formicidae.
UGACUGACGCGAACGUCGCGACCUUCGGACCCGUAAUAAAUAAAGUGGAAACCAGAAAUAAGAUAACGAAAACGCGUACAUAACGCGAACGAAACGAUACUCGCGACACUGAUUCUCGUAGUCGCGACGACGUCACCGAUUUUUGACAUGAGAUUACUAUCGAGCUUCGUCGUAACCGCGUACAAACAUCUGGCAGUAGGUCAGGUAGGCAACCUAUCGAUAGUGCCGGUCGGCUCUGCCAGUUGGAGAAAAAUGGCGACCGAGGUGGAGAAGGCGCAAUCCGCCGCGCCGGAAGGUGACACGAUAUUUGGGAAGAUAAUACGUAAAGAGAUCCCGUGCAAAUUCAUUUACGAGGACAGCCAGUGCGUCGCGUUUGAUGAUAUAAACCCUCAGGCACCUGUACACUUUCUGGUGAUUCCUCGAAAGCCAAUUUCGCAACUCUCCAAGGCUCAAGAUGAGGAUGAACCUCUGCUUGGUCAUCUGAUGAAUGUCGCUAAUAAAGUUGCGAAGCAAAAAGGUUUGAAGAAUGGAUUUCGCAUAGUUCUCAACGACGGAAAGCACGGUGCGCAGUCAGUGUUCCAUCUGCAUCUGCAUGUUCUCGGUGGUCGGCAGAUGCAGUGGCCGCCUGGCUAAUUUGCACAUACAAACGUGAUUUCGAUUAUGAAGCCUCUUUAACUUUUAUCAAUAAAAUGUUGGAAACAUACGAUUAAAGAAUAUUGUAUAAAAAA